AUGGUGAUCACCUUCCACCGAAUCCAGACUGGCAUUAUUGUCCAAGCUUCAGAAGGAUUUGUCUGCGAUGAGUGCCAAGUGAUUGUUGAGGACAAGGAAAAGCAACAGGAAAUCCGUGACUUCCUUUCACAGAACGUCUGCAAGCACAUCCCACGCUACCAAGGAAUGUGUGACAUGCUCAUUGAACAGUUCCUUCCCGAGAUGUUCCAGGAGCUCGACACUAUGUUGAAGGACCCCAAGGCUGCUUGUGCUGAUGUUGGUUUCUGCCCGCGUACCAGCCCACCACGCAAGCUGGUAGGAUUCAUCGGUUUCCUGUCACGUCUGUAA
This is a messenger RNA of Cooperia oncophora, 327 nucleotides long. NCBI's taxonomy places the organism in Eukaryota, Metazoa, Nematoda, Chromadorea, Rhabditida, Trichostrongylidae. The record is from the annotation of a GenBank genome assembly.